AUGAGCAAAGGUGCUAUCAUCGGCGCGUCGACCGUCCUGGUUGUGGCGGUGGUCGCCGCCGUGUGCGUGGUGUCCUUCAAGGGCAACUCCAGCAAGGGCGAGGGCGAUGAGAACCUGUCCAUGUCCGUCAAGUCGGUGAAGGCCUUCUGCCAGCCGACGGACUACAAGCAGACGUGCGAGGCGGAGCUGUCCAAGGCGGCCGGCAACGCCAGCUCGCCGUCGGACCUGGCCAAGGUCAUCUUCGGCGUCACCUCCGACAAGAUCCACAAGGCCAUCAGCGAGUCGGCGACGCUGAACGAGCUCAAGAACGACCAGCGCACGUCGGGCGCGCUCAAGGACUGCAAUGAGCUGCUGGAGUACGCCAUCGACGACCUCAAGUCCUCCUUCGACAAGCUGGGCGGCUUCGAGAUGACCAACUUCAAGAAGGCCGUGGACGACCUCAAGACGUGGCUCAGCGCCGCGCUCACGUACCAGGACACCUGCCUCGACGGCUUCAUGAACGCCACCUCCACCGAGGCCUCCGCCAAGAUGAAGAACGCGCUCAACGCGUCGCAGGAGCUGACGGAGGACAUCCUGGCCGUCGUGGACCAGUUCUCCGACACGCUGGGCGGGCUCAGCAUCGGCCGCCGCCUGCUGGGAGGCGACGGCGAGGUCACGCCCAGCUGGGUGUCGGAGGCCGACCCCGGCAGGCAGCGGCUCCUGGCCGCCGCCAGCCCCGCCGGGUCGCCGGACUUCAAGCCCAACGUGACGGUGGCGGCGGACGGCAGCGGCGACGUGAAGACGAUCAAGGAGGCGCUGGCCAAGGUGCCGCCCAAGAACCCGUCCCUGUACGUGGUGUACGUGAAGGCCGGCACGUACAAGGAGUACGUGUCCGUGGCGCGGCCCCAGACGAACGUGGCCUUCAUCGGCGACGGCGCCGAGAAGACCAUCAUCACGGGGAACAAGAACUUCAAGAUGAACCUGACCACCAAGGACACGGCCACAAUGGAGGCCAUCGGCAACGGCUUCUUCAUGCGGGACAUCCGGGUGGAGAACACGGCGGGCGCCGAGAACCACCAGGCCGUGGCGCUGCGCGUGCAGAGCGACCAGGCGGUCUUCUACCAGUGCACCUUCGACGGCUACCAGGACACGCUGUACACGCACGCGCAGCGGCAGUUCUUCCGCGACUGCCGUGUCACCGGCACAAUCGACUUCAUCUUCGGCAACUCCCAGGUGGUGCUGCAGAACUGCCUCAUCCAGCCGCGGAAGCCCAUGGCGAACCAGGCCAACAUCAUCACGGCGCAGGGGCGGCGGGACAAGCGCUCCGUCGGCGGCACCGUGCUGCACAACUGCACCAUCGAGCCGCACCAGGACUUCAAGGCGGACGCCGGCGGGAAGAUCCCCACCUACCUGGCCCGCCCCUGGAAGGAGUACUCCCGGACGCUCUACAUCCAGAACGACAUCGGAGGGUUCAUCGACCCCAAGGGAUGGCUCGAGUGGAACGGCGACUUUGGGCUCGAGACGCUCUUCUACGCGGAGGUGGACAACCGCGGCGCCGGCGCCGACAUGAGCAAGCGCGCCAAGUGGGGAGGCAUCAAGACCGUCACCUACGAGGAGGCGCAGAAGGAGUUCACCGUGGAGACCUUCAUCCAGGGCCAGCAGUUCAUCCCCAAGUUCGGGGUGCCAUUCAUCCCGGGAUUGCUGCCGCAGGAGCAACAAGGCAGGACGCACUGA
Molecule: messenger RNA, 1713 nt
Organism: Miscanthus lutarioriparius
Lineage: Eukaryota; Viridiplantae; Streptophyta; Magnoliopsida; Poales; Poaceae
Source: the annotation of a GenBank genome assembly